GAAUCCAGACGACAUCCAUUCGCUUUGUGCCCAAUGACCGCCAUUGUUAACAUCCUCAUCAUCGUGGGGAAGGUGCCCCAGCUCGCUGGUGGAUUCUCCUCAGGAUGGGAGGAUGAUGUACCCAUCUAUGAGGCUGACUUAAGUAGCGAGGGCAGCCGAGAGGACAAUCCUCACCUGGACCAGUUCGUGGUGCACGCUGCCCUGGAUUUAGUGGAUGAGAUGGUUUGGAGCACCUCUUCGAUGUUUCUUCGAGUGGUGGACAAGUUCAACGACUUCCACGUCUCGGCCUAUUGCACCGCGGGCCACGUCCGCAUGAUGUUGCUGCACAAGCAUCGAAACGAAGAGGCCAUCCGUGCCUUCUUCAGUGAGAUUCAUGAGCUCUUCAUCAAAGCCAUGCUGAGUCCAUUCCAGACGCCGAACAUGCGGAUCCUGUCGCCCAUCUUUGAUCAGAAGGUGGACAGCAGAGCAGACUGGUUUGCUACACUCCUCUUGAAAUCAUUCAUGGUGGAAGUGGAUGGCACAAGUGAUCGAUCACCUCGAGCACAGCAAUCGCCAAGUCCACCACGUCGCUCCGGAUCUUGCCAGAGGUACAGUGAGGACGGAGGCUUAUUCAAGGAAACAAAACUCCCGUUGGCCAAGCCGGAACUGGAUCUGCGCACCGGCCGCUACAAAGCACUCACGAACUGCUUCGAUCGUGUGAGGUUGAUUCGAUCGCGGUUUCAGUGCCACCACCGGUGCGACCUCCUGUGGAAUCUCUUCAGGUCCAGGUACCUCCUGAACUUAAUCUUCAAGGUGAACGUGCUUCCACAGGGGACAGGGUCAAUGCUGCUGAACUCAUGUCACACUUACAUUCGCCUGGCCGAGCACGAAGCGGCGAAGCCGCGGCUUAGCGGCUUCGAAGCGCUCAGGGCGGGCUGUGGAUGUGUGCAUGAAGAGGACCUUACAGGCCAAUCGGUGCUGCUCCUGCCGUGGAUUGACGUCACCAGCUCAGUACCGGUCCGUCGCGACGAGGAUGGCCUUCGUCGAGACGUUCCGGCAGUGGUGGGUCUGAAUGAAGAGGUGCAGAGAUUCCGACGAGUUGGGAGCAGAGAGGAGCGGAGUGGUCGGGUCUGGCAGGUCCUGAUGAAGCAGCCGCGGGAGCCUUGCGGAGCGCUGAAAUCGCGCAGAGCGCAGAGCGAAGAGCGGCGCGGCCAAGCCCUGGAACUGCUCCCUGGUUCGGUGGCGAGCCCUGGAGGCGACGGCAGCGCGCUGGAGCUUCGGAGGCUCAAGGAGUUGGACGACGACACCUGGACGGAGCUCAAGCACUUCGUGGAGCGCUCCCCCGAGACGGCGCACUCCCUGCAGGGCGUGGCACGGAAUCCCGAAGCCUUGCAGGGAUGGCUGCAACUGCACGCCGUAGCUGAGCACUAUCAGAUGAACGCGCAUCGCAGCCAGAGCUUCGAGCAUUUGCUGGAAGGCUUCGAGAGUGAUGAAACCUUGGGGCCCAUUUUCCAGGACUUACGGAUGAAUGGCGUGAAGGCUGUGAUGAGCUAUUCUGACGAGGCAUUGAUGAUGAAAGUGAGCGACCAGUUUCGGAAGCAGGUCUUGCAAUGGGAGACUUCACUUCAGAAGUUGGAAGGACUUCCAUACCCCUUGCACGAGGCGGCCAAGGAUGGCGACCACCGACUGGUGCUGGCGCUCCUCGAGCGCUGCCGCGCGAGCGACGUGGUCGACAUCGACCGGCCCGACAGUGAGGGCAUCACCGCUUUGGGCUACGCCGUUUGGGCGGGACACUUGAACUCCACGAAGCUCCUCAUCGAGCAAGGUGCCGACCCCUACGCGGUGGAUAGUUGUGGAAACAGUUGCGUCCACUACGCGGCGGGCUAUGGGCACCCAGAGCUGUUGGAAUAUUUGUUGGAAUUUGGCUUCAGUAUGCACCGGAGAAAUGCCGCAGGUUUGACUCCCAUGGCCGUGGCGCUUCAGAGUCAAGAGAUGGCAACGAUCCAUGUCUUGGAGACCUUCGGCGUUUGA
This is a messenger RNA of Durusdinium trenchii, 2010 nucleotides long. NCBI's taxonomy places the organism in Eukaryota, Dinophyceae, Suessiales, Symbiodiniaceae. The record is from the annotation of a GenBank genome assembly.